Saccostrea echinata is the source of this 1888-nucleotide messenger RNA. RefSeq lists its product as uncharacterized. Gene Ontology annotation, molecular function: protein dimerization activity. NCBI's taxonomy places the organism in Eukaryota, Metazoa, Mollusca, Bivalvia, Ostreida, Ostreidae. The transcript is spliced from 6 exons. The coding region runs from base 17 to 1867 and encodes 616 amino acids. The record is from RefSeq and is a predicted model, not a curated record.
UUUCUGCAGAUUGUGUAUGAAAAAUAUAAAGAUUGACCACGGUGGAAAAAAUGAUCUUAUGAAGCAUGUUUCAUCAGCAGCUCAUCAAAGCAGCAAAAAAUCACAGAACGUCACAAUGCCAAUACAAAAUUUCUUGACAACUUCAAGUGAUGAAGGAGUGGUGAAAGCAGAGUUUUUAUUUUCAAAUUUCAUUGCGGAGCACAACAUCCCAUUUGCUGUUGCAGAUCAUUUCACCAAACUCUGCAAGUCCAUGUUUCCUGACAGCCAGAUUGCUAGAAAAUUUGCCUGUGGCCGCACAAAGACUACCAUGAUUGUCAAGAACGCCCUUGCCCCUCAGCUUCACAAGGAAGUAGUUCAAAAUUGCAGGACAAAGCCAUUUUCCUUAGCCUGUGAUGAAAGCAACGAUAGAAACUCAGAGAAAACCCUUGCUAUACUUGUCAGAUACUUUGACAAUCAGGCAGUAACUCGAUUUUUGGACAUGCCAAUUUGCAAUGUGGGAACUUCACAGAAUAUAUUUGACCACCUUGAACAAGUUUUUAUAAACAACAACAUUCCUUGGGAAAACUUGAUUGCUUUCUCCUCUGACAACUGUAAUGUCAUGAUGGGCAAGAAGAAUUCAGUGAUGACAAAGAUCAAGGAAAUGCAGCCACAUGUUUUUGACAUUGGCUGCAUUUGUCAUUUGGCCAAUCUCUGCACAAUGGCUGGUGUCAAAAGUCUGUCCCUUCCUGUAGAUGACCUCCUUGUUGACGUCUAUUAUCAUUUUCACCAUAGUGCAUUACGUAAGGAAACAUACAAGGAAUACUUGGACUUCUGUGAUGUUGACCCUUCAAAACUUCUGAAGCACUGCUCAACCAGGUGGCUAAGUCUUGAGAAGUGUGUCAAAAGGUUGCUGCACCACUGGCCUGCUCUGACAAGCUACUUCAACUCACACAGUGAUGUAGAGAAGCCUGGAAGAGUUAAGAGAGUGGCAGAGCUCCUCAGAAGCCAUGAGAUGAGGAUGACAUUCCACUUCUUAGGUUAUGUGUUGGAGCCAUUGAAUGAGUUCAACACUACAUUUCAGGCUGAUGAAUCAAGGAUUGGAUAUCUUGGAGAAGAAAUCCACAAACUUCUAAGAAAAUUCCUUGGCCGUUUUAUAAAGGCAGGAAUAAUCAAGAAUUCCAAGGACCUCAUCAGUGUGGACUUCCAAAACCCAGAAAACCAGCUCCAAGAUAACAUACUUGCAGUUGGAAUUCUUACCAGGUCCUACAUUGCAGAGAAUGAUGAGGAUAUUCCACCAGUAGACUUGGCAAAUUUUUUCCAGAAUGUAAGGGGGUUCUACUGUGCCAUCACAAAGAAAAUGUUAAAGCACUUUCCAUUCAAGGACCCAGUUGUCAACAAUUUAGGAUUCUUGAAUCCUCACAGAAGGGAAGAGACCACCUUACAGUCUAUAGUGGAGAUUGCCAGAAGAUUCCCUGUCAUAGUUCAGGAAAAGGACUUCCCAAAGUUGGAAGAGGAGUAUCUGGAUUUCAGUGUUUCUCCUGACUGUGACCUUCCAAACUUUGAGAAAGGGCAGACAAGAAUAGACUCAUUUUGGGGAGAGAUGGGGAAAAUCACCAACAAAGUCUCUGGAACACCAAGAUUCCCAAUUCUUAGUAAAAUUGCUCAGUCUAUGUGCUGUAUCCCAAACAGCAAUGCAGAUUGUGAGAGGGUGUUCUCCCUUGUGAGAAAAAUACAGACAGAACAAAGAUCUUCCAUGGACAAUCAGACACUAUGUAGUCUUCUAUGUGCUAAAAUAAACUGUAAAGAGGAAUGCCAUCAAGUGAAACCUUCUAAGGACACUCUAAAACUGACUAAAUCAGCAGCUUACAAUUACAAUAAAGAACAUUAAAGUGUAUCAUUUGUUAUUUCU